This is a messenger RNA of Micropterus salmoides (largemouth bass), 1621 nucleotides long. It is a transcript of the gene wbp4, whose product is annotated as WW domain binding protein 4. The record is from RefSeq and is a predicted model, not a curated record. Bases 125 to 1408 code for a protein of 427 amino acids. Gene Ontology annotation, biological process: mRNA splicing, via spliceosome. Gene Ontology annotation, molecular function: protein binding; zinc ion binding; RNA binding. Gene Ontology annotation, cellular component: precatalytic spliceosome; nucleus. NCBI's taxonomy places the organism in Eukaryota, Metazoa, Chordata, Actinopteri, Centrarchiformes, Centrarchidae. The transcript is spliced from 10 exons.
CGGCGACAACCGAUGACGCCAUCACGAGUGGACAGUGUUGUCAUUCUUGAAAUGUGGGAGGCGGUUUUCUUUUUGUGUGGUUCGUUUUAAAUUAUUCUUCGUAUUGUAAGCAUCAACAUUUAAAAUGGCUGACUACUGGAAGUCACAACCAAGGAAAUUCUGUCAGUAUUGCAAGUGCUGGAUUGCGGACAAUAAACCCAGCGUUGAGUUCCAUGAAAGAGGGAAGAAUCACAAAGAAAAUGUGGCUGCAAAAAUCUCUGAGAUUAAAAAGAAGAGCAUGGACAAGGCGAAGCAAGAGGAAAAAGAGUCUAAAGAGUUUGCAGCAAUGGAGGAGGCUGCACUGAAGGCAUAUCAGGAAGAUCUGAAGAGGAUGGAAAGGGAGGCGGCAGGAGGAUCAGAUUCACCAGCCCAAACAACACAGCAACAACAUCCGGCAAAACCCCAGGUCAGACCCCAGGUCAGAACCCAGACCAAAACCCAGGCCAAAAAACAGCGAAAGAAAGAUAAAGCAAGGGAGUCCAGAAACCAAACACAAGCGCAGGUUUGGGUUGAAGGACUGACAGAUGAUGGACACACAUACUAUUACAACACAAUAACUGGAGAAUCUCGAUGGGACAAUCCAGAGGGUUUCCAGGGAGACAGUCUGGCCUUAGCACAGCUCGGACAGACUGAGAGCUCCUCUGGCUGUCCUUGGAUGGAAGCCGUCAGUCCUGAUGGUUAUAAAUAUUAUUACAACUCAGAAACUGGAGAGUCCAGCUGGGAGAAGCCAGCAGACUUUACCUCCAAUGAAGCAUCUGGAUCUGGGCCCAGCGGAGAGAGUGAGAAUCAGGAGGAGCCUUCAACCCCUCAGCCGGAGCCACUCUCAGGAGAAGAGGGGAGCUCCAGUGGGGACCCACCAUCUCAGGAGGCUGAAGUCCCUGAACAAGCCAGCCAGCAGCCCACAGUCCCAAAGAUCAGCUUCAGGAAAAGGAAAGCGGAAGCUGAGCCCUCAGAAAGCGAAGGAGAAGAUAAAGUGAGUGAUGAUGCUCCUAAAGAGGACGCUGAAGAGACGAAAAAAGAAGAAGAGGUCCAAAGCACGACAGCUAAACCAGAGGAGAAGAAAGUGGAAGAGGUGACACAAGGAAAGAUACAAGCCAAAAGACCAAAAGCUACCAAUCCAUAUGGGGUCUGGGAACAGAUCCAGGAAGAGGAGGAUCCAUAUGCCGGUGUGGACUUGCAGUUGCCCCAGGUGGAGGGAAGCACAGCCAGCGCUCCAGCCGACCUGCCGCCAGAGCCAAAACCGAAGUUCAGGGAACGCAUUAUCACCUCCCUCGGAGAGGAAGGCGGCCCCACUUCAUUCAGGAAAAACAAGACACAGAACGGAAAAUCCAGGAGCCUCCGGCAGAGAGACGACGACGACGAUGACUGACCCAAACACAUAAAAACUUCCACGCCAGAAUGCAGCAGAAUAAGACUUUUACACAAAUACAUCUCUUUCCUGCAACUUUUUUGUUGACAUUUUGGGACACUGUUUUGAUAUUUGAAGUUUAUUAAAUGUAUUAGGACAAAUAGGCCAGAGAAACUCAAAUGCUGUGUCUUAAAAGAAACAUUUUUUUUCUAAUCUUAAAAAUGUCUACCAUUG